This is a messenger RNA of Scaptodrosophila lebanonensis, 3774 nucleotides long. It is a transcript of the gene Atg101, whose product is annotated as autophagy-related protein 101. Gene Ontology annotation, biological process: autophagy; autophagosome assembly. Lineage: Eukaryota; Metazoa; Arthropoda; Insecta; Diptera; Drosophilidae. Gene Ontology annotation, cellular component: phagophore assembly site. The transcript has a single exon. Bases 817 to 1473 code for a protein of 218 amino acids. The record is from RefSeq and is a predicted model, not a curated record.
UCUAAACAUUAAAUUCAAAAUACAACAAAUACAAAAGCAAAACAUUCACAUACAAGUAUAGGAAAAUAAUUAGAAUUUAGAACGUCGCAUGCUAAGCAAAAAUAAACUUUAUAUAUAUGCCUAUAUAUAGAUAUAGAAAACCAACUACAGAAACCACAACAGCAACAAAAAGAGAACAGAAAACAAGCUGAAACCAAAAUGUUAAAAGGUAUUACGAAACAAAGAAACUAAACAAGAAACGCACUAAACCCGAAUAUAAGGUGAAGAGGAGAGGAGAGGAACUGCUCAUAACGUAAUUGCAAUUACAAAUUCUACCAAACUAUGUACUUUAGAAUGAAAUAAUUAAGCAGAAUGUACUCAAGAAGAACUUUAACUGGGACAGUGUGUGAAAGGAAACAAUAACUAUUAGGAGUUUAGAGCGAGAGAGCUACAGUUACGGAUAUAGCGAAAGAGAGCGAGAGGGUAGAGGAAGAGAGAGAGAGAGAGAGAGCGAUUGAAUGAGCGUGUACCAACAGCAGUAGCAGCAAAAAACUAAAACUUAAUCUAAGCUAAGUUAUAAAGUGUUGAGUAGAAACAACAACAUCUGUAGCGCAACUACAGUUACAACAAUAACAAAAACAACAACAAUAACAACACAGGAGUAACAAGUCAGACACAAUAACAAUAACAACAACCAACAAUCAAACACCGUAAAUAGCCAACACACAAGAGAGUAACAUCAAUCGAUUCCCCAUUUAAAACACGGCAUUUAUUCAUACAUACAUUCGAACUUCAUUGGAUCCUCAAAGACGAUCACCCCUCUCCCCUCCAAAAACGAUGAAUGCUCGCUCGCAAGUCUUCGAUCUGACCAUGGAGGGUCGCCAGGUGGACGAAGCCGUGGCCAGCAUCUUUCACACGGUGCUCUUUCAUCGCUGCCUCGGAAAGUAUAUGUACACAGGAGAUACCCAGUAUUCAAUUGGCACGGUCGGCUACACCGAUGUGGACUGCGAUUUCAUCGACUUUACAUACGUCUGCUGCACCUCAGAUAGCCUCACGCGGAAGGUGAAGCGAGCCAUUAAUUUGUUUAGCGAGAAAUUGCGCUCCAACGAGAGCUGUGGCUCCGGACAAAUAAGCUUGGAGUUCUUUCAAAAAAAGAAGAAUCGCUGGCCCUUUCAACAGGAGUCCAUACCCUGGGAGGUGUGGACAGUGCAUCUCGAUCUGAUCAAGCACGAGAGCGAGGAUGAGCGCCAGCUUUGUCGCGAGAAUGUUUCAGAUCUGCUAACCGAGAAGGUUAUCUAUAUAACAGAGCUGAUGAACCGACACGACUACGUGCCGAAGACUCCUAGCCAGAGCGAGUUGGAUCUGAUUUUUGAUACCUCGUUUCCGGAUGUGCAGCCCUACUUGUUCAAAUUUGAUUACUCCACCUCGGGUUCGACGGCACCCUCCAUGGGUAAUGCCAUGAAGAAGAUCAUCAAGGAGACGCUUGCAAUGUGACUGGCUGGACCUAGACCUAGCCUCAACUUUGACCACCCGAGUGGGGUGACGCCAAUGCGUGUUACUCGUGUUUUCAUUUCUGUUACUCCUAAUUUUGUUUGCCUAGUGAUAAGUGAUAAAGUUAUACACCCCAUAAGAACAUAUUUAUUAUUAUAUGGACUAGUAUUGCUUUAUUUGUGUUUCAAAAUGCCGCCAAAUUAGUGGCUAAUUAAGCAACUUGUUCCCUUCUGAUUACAUACAUGCAUAUAAAUCUUUAGUUUAACAUCCUGUAUAUAUAUAUAUAUAUAUAAAUAGUUAAGAUAGAUAUACAUAUAUGUAUCUAGGUUUAACAUUAACCCUUAAGUGCAAGUGAAAUUCAAACGAUCUGUCCCAUCGUACACAAACUAGUUGCUUUACUAAUAAUCAUACAGACUACAUACAUAUGUACACACACACACACACACCCACACACACACCCACAGCCACUCACACUCACAAACAAAGAAACACACACCACUACCACCUACAAAUAUGAUGCUUAAAGCUUGUUCAUGCAUAUAUAUCUGAAUAGAAACUUAAAACUGAAUAAUUUAUUAUAUGUGUAGAGGCGUAAAAAAAAACAAAAACAAAACAAAAGCAUUGCUAUUAGUUCUUAAUUUCUUUUCUUGUAAUUAAAGAGUGUAUGUGGAUGCGUCUGUGUGUGAGCGAGUGUGUGUGUGGUUGUGGCUAGAUAAGUUAUUGUUAUCUGGAAUAUAGGGCACGACAAGCUUUCAUCUGAAUAGAUCUUAGGGCGUGGAAAUUUGCUUGGUAUGGCGCAUGCACUGCGAUUUCUAUAGUCCGUUCUCUCUAUUUGUGCGUACCUCCCCACCCCGAACCCCUAGAAAACUGCCCGGGGCCCCAGAGCACAUGGUUUAUUAGUAAUUUUCGUUUAUUAUGUGUGUGGAAAUAUAUUUGAUUAUUGAUAACCCUAAGCCUUAGAGUUCUAAAUACCUGCAAUCAAAAAAGUGAAACAAGCAAAAUACAAUUUUAUUAUUAUACCUACAACUUGCACAUACGUACGAUAUAUAUAUAUAUUUAACUAUGUGUAUAUAUGUAUGGACCAAUCGAUAAACACCAAGUUUUAUUUGUAACCUAAACAUAGGUAUAUAACCAAUCAUACUUAUACGAGUAAUGACAGAAACUGAAACUAAUUUUAGUGAGCGAAAAAAUGGAAACUGAACUAAGUAGUACUGGAUCAGAGCAAGCAUACGACAAAACAAAAUCAUCUAUAUAGAAGAGCACAUUUAUUGUGGGAAACCCCACCAGAAACCAAAUCCCAACACAAAACAACCAACAACCCCUUCAAAUAUCCCCCUGUUCCAAUGUAAACUAAGGCACUCAAUGGAUUUUAAUUUAGGAUUUCUUUUUAAGGAUAUGAGAGUGGAACGAACUUGUAACAUCAUUUUAAAUUAUCAAUGUAAACUAUUCGAAAACUAACAUCAACAAUCUAUCUAUAUAGCUAUGUAAAGAGGAUCAUAGGGAUUCGUAAAUCUACAUAUUAAAUGGCCAUACUACAAGAUUAAAUUGGCGUUCGACUUCAAGUAUGUGUGUGAAGAUGUUAAGUAGCUCAGAAGAUUACAAAUGAGCUGAUCAAAUGAGAUGAAGACGAUGAAAUGUUGUAAAUAGUUGUAUAUGUUAAGGAGCAAUUAUUAUGAGGACGAUCAGAUGAUUAUGAUUAUAUGAAAAGGCAUCGAAAACGCUGCCCCGGGCAUUUCCAUGAAGUGCAGUAGCCUAAUUAAACUAGAAAACAAUAAACAAACACCUGUAAACACCUGUAAGCUGUAAGAACAGUCCAUUCGAGACAAAUGUAAAAAAUAUAACCCAUCAAGAUGUAACUAAUGUGUAUGUAACUGAAUGAGGAUCGACAGGAGGAGCAGAAGGAGCAAGCUUGAAGGAGAGGGAGAGAGAUUGUGUUGUUUCAGCAUGGAAGCGUACAAUAUAUAGCAAAAAUAUAUAUACAUCUAUAUAUAGAUAUAUAGUAUGUAUAUCUGUAUAUUUAUAGGAAAAGAGCAGGAGAGUGGGAGGGAAUGCACAGAGGCAGAGGGAGACGCAGCUGAAAAAAUGCAAGCAAAUGAAAAUUGUAUGUAUAAAUAUUAUUGUGAUUGUACUUGUAGUGAUUAAACAUAUAAAUGUAGAGAACGUACACCCUAUCUAUUUAUGUGUGUAUAUUACGAUGUGUCCACGCUGUACUUUGUAAAUGAUCGAUGUAAAUUACAAUUUAAAUUACUGUUGUAAAAUCGAAAUUAAGCAGAAAUAAAAACGGAACGAAAUUUCAAAAAGUUA